AUGACGCCAGCGCCAAACUCCUUUCCCUCUCCCCUUCCUCCUCUCCCCGUGGGCAGACACCUCCCAGGCGGCCAUGGCUUCGACCCAGCCGUGCCCCCCAACACAACACAGGGCUUUCACCUGAACCACCUCAUGCUCCGGAUCCGUGACCCCAGCGAAUCCCUACACUUCUACAUCGACCUCAUGGGCCUCCGCACCGUAUUCGCCAUGAAUACGGGCCCUUGCUCAAUAUAUUACCUGGGUCAUCCGCAAACCGACGCCGAGCGCGCAGACCCAAAACUUUAUGCCCAAAACACUGUUCCUAACGACGUCCUCACCACGACAAAAGGGCUGAUUGAGUUGGUGCACAUCCACGGAACCGAGAAACUGUCCAAGGAGGAAUAUAGAUUGCACAGCGGGAAUGUUGCGCCGUUUUUGGGGUUUGGGCAUGUCGGUUUUACGGUGCCGGAUGUUCCUGUCGCAUUGCAGAGGUUGAGGGAGAGUGGAGUCAAGAUAUUGAAAGAUGUGGGUGUUGCGGAGAGGGGGAAUGUGCCGAUUACGGAGUGGGAGAGUGAGAAGUUUGGUGUUGGGAUUGGGGAGUUGCAUGAGGGUUAUAAGCAUGUGCUUUCGCAGAUUGGGUUUGUGGAAGAUCCGAAUGGAUACUGGAUAGAGCUGGUACCGCAGAACAUGAAGUGA
Messenger RNA from Talaromyces amestolkiae, 675 nucleotides. RefSeq lists its product as uncharacterized. The coding region runs from base 1 to 675 and encodes 224 amino acids. The record is from RefSeq and is a predicted model, not a curated record. Lineage: Eukaryota; Fungi; Ascomycota; Eurotiomycetes; Eurotiales; Trichocomaceae. The transcript is spliced from 2 exons. Gene Ontology annotation, molecular function: lactoylglutathione lyase activity; metal ion binding.